CCGGGCUUCUCGAGGCGAUCCCGACUCUCCUCCCGCGGCUGCCGCAGCUGCUGGUUGCACACGGCCUCGGCGGCGGGCGCGGAGAGCGCGGGCCUGUGGAGCUGCAGCCGGGCGCGCGGCCCCGGCGGGCACCCCUCCGAGGGCGGCCGAGGAAUCUCCCGGGGGAGGAGGAGGAGGAGGAGGAGGUGGGGGGCUGUGGCGGCCGCGGGACCCGCUCGGCGCCUCGGCCUCUCCGCCCCCUCCCCAGCUUUUCUUUCGCCCUCUUCUCUCCCACUCCGGGCCGGCGCCUCGGCUUUGUGCGAGGAGAUGGUGUAGCCCCGCGGCCGCCCGUAGGAGAAGCUGGACACUUGUCUCCCGGCGCCGAGCUGCGUUCCCGCCCCUGGAGGAGAGACCCCCCUCGGCUCGGCGCCUCCCGCGUCUCCCGGCUGCUGGGGAAGCCUCAGCGCGGCCGACACCAUGAGUGAACAGAGUAUCUGUCAGGCAAGAGCUGCUGUGAUGGUUUACGAUGAUGCCAAUAAAAAGUGGGUGCCAGCUGGUGGUUCAACCGGGUUCAGCAGAGUUCAUAUAUAUCAUCAUACAGGCAACAACACAUUCAGAGUGGUGGGCAGGAAGAUUCAGGACCAUCAGGUCGUGAUAAAUUGUGCCAUUCCUAAAGGGUUGAAGUACAAUCAAGCUACACAGACCUUCCACCAAUGGCGGGAUGCUAGACAGGUGUAUGGUCUUAACUUUGGCAGCAAAGAAGAUGCCAAUGUCUUCGCAAGUGCCAUGAUGCAUGCCUUAGAAGUGUUGAAUUCACAGGAAACAGCACCUUUUAGUUUAUGUGAAGUUCUUCAGAUGGCCCCGUUGUCCUUUGAAGCUUCUAACACCAAGGUGUCUGUUGCAGCCCAGAGCAAAGUUACUGCUACCCAGGACAGCACUAAUUUGCGAUGUAUUUUCUGUGGGCCGACAUUGCCUAGACAAAAUUCACAACUACCUGCCCAAGUUCAGAAUGGCCCAUCACAAGAAGAAUUGGAAAUUCAAAGAAGGCAACUACAAGAACAGCAACGACAAAAGGAGCUGGAGCGGGAAAGGCUGGAGAGAGAAAGAAUGGAAAGGGAGAGAUUGGAGCGGGAGAGGUUAGAAAGGGAAAGGCUGGAGAGGGAGCGACUAGAACAGGAGCAGCUGGAGAGAGAGAGACAAGAAAGGGAACGUCAGGAUCGCCUGGAACGGGAGAGACAAGAGCGGGAGAGGCUGGAGAGGCUGGACCGGGAAAGGCAAGAACGAGAGCGGCAAGAGCAGCUAGAAAGGGAGCAGCUGGAAUGGGAGCGAGAGAGAAGAAUGGCAAAUGCCGCUCCAUCCUCCGACAGCUCCCUGUAUCAUGCUCCACUUCCUGAGUAUGCCAGUUGCCAGCCUCCUUCAGCACCUCCUCCAUCAUAUGCUAAAGUCAUCUCAGCUCCAGUGUCAGAGGCCACUCCUGAUUACGCUGUAGUGACUGCUUUGCCACCCACUUCCACACCCCCUACACCACCACUUCGACACCCCGCGACACGUUUUGCAACAUCUCUAGGUUCAGCCUUCCACCCUGUUCUUCCCCAUUAUGCUACAGCUCCUCGUCCUCUGAACAAAAACUCUCGACCUUCUUCUCCUGUGAACACACCCUCUCCUCAACCUCCAGCUACGAAGCCCUGUGCCUGGUCUACUUCCAGUUUCUCGCCCCUCCCUCCGUCUCCUCCAGUAAUGAUUAGCAGCCCCCCAGGCAGAGCUACUGGUCCAAGGCCUGUCCUCCCCGGUUGUGUUUCUUCUCCUGUGCCCCAGAGGCCUCCAUCACCAGCGGCCCCCAGCGGGCUGCUCGACUCUGUCACGUGUCCAGUGUCUCCACCGCCUACCUCAGGGCCAGCUGCGCUGCCACCGCCUUCCCUCGCACCACUCUCACACUGUGGAUCUCAAGCCUCUCCUCCUCCCAGCACCCCUGUUGCCUCAACUCCCUCAUCCAAGCCUAGUGUUCUCCCUUCUCCCUCUGCAGCUGCCCCUGCCUCUGUGGAGACUCCUCUAACCUCUGUGCUGGGAGACUCCUCUGCUUCUGAGCCAGGCUUGCAGGCAGCCUCUCAGCCGGCCGAGACUCCAGCCCAGCAGGGCAUUGUCUUGGGACCACCUGCACCUCCACCCCCUCCUCCACUCCCGCCAGGUCCUGCCCAGGCAUCAGCCGGACUUCCUCCUCCCCCAGGACCCCCUCCACCCCCUCCACUUCCGUCCUCAGGGCCCCCGCCUCCGCCUCCUCCGCCGCCUCUUCCUAAUCAAGUACCCCCUCCUCCCCCCCCACCUCCUGCUCCUCCCCUCCCUGCAUCUGGAUUUUUUUCGGGAUCCAUGUCUGAAGACAAUCGCCCUUUAACUGGACUUGCAGCUGCAAUUGCUGGAGCAAAACUUCGAAAAGUGUCACGGGUGGAGGAUGCCUCUUUCCCAAGCGGAGGGAACAUUGGUGUGAAUUCGGCCUCAUCUAAAACAGAUACGGGUCGUGGAAAUGGACCCCUUCCAUUAGGGGGCAGUGGUUUAAUGGAAGAAAUGAGUGCCCUGCUGGCCAGGAGGAGAAGAAUUGCUGAAAAGGGAUCAACAAUAGAAACAGAACAGAAAGAGGACAAAAAUGAAGAUUCAGAGCCUGUAAGUUCUAAGGCCUCUUCAACGAGUACACCUGAACCGACAAGAAAACCUUGGGAAAGAGCAAGUACAAUGAAUGGCAGCAAGUCACCUGUUAUUUCCAGACGGGAUUCUUCAAGGAAAAAUCAGAUUGUUUUUGACAACAGGUCCUAUGAUUCAUUACACAGACCAAAAUCUGCACCCUCGUCACAGCCCAGUGCCAACGGAGUCCAGACGGAGGGACUGGAUUAUGACAGGCUGAAGCAGGACAUUUUAGAUGAAAUGAGAAAAGAAUUAACUAAGCUAAAAGAAGAGCUCAUUGAUGCAAUCAGGCAGGAACUGAGCAAGUCAAAUACUGCCUAGAGAAUCAAACUAAGGAGAGACAGGACUUUAAUCUGGAGAAAGGAAAAGAAAAAAAAAACCUACAAAGAACAGCUGUGUUAACAACAACAAAACCCUUACAUCUUGUGAGCUGUAAGAAGAAAAUGGAGACAAACAGUCGGAAGGAGGGAAAAACCAACAUACUUUGAAAGCCUUCAGACAUUACUACUCUGGCGAUAAGCUGUUUCCCUCACGGUUUUCUGCUUUUCUCUGACCUUUACAACGGGAUGGAGGAGAGUCAUAUAGGAGUUCCUGUAUCAGUUAUGCAGAAAAUACUGAAUCCGUCAGGCAAGAUCACCAUGCAUUGAAAUACUUUCAUGUCAAGAGAAAAAUCGCACGUUUUCCACAAUCCAUUGCUAAAAUAAAGAGGAGAAAGGCUUGAGAAUUUUUUUUCAGAGAAUGGUGAUGAGGAAUUUAGCAAGUUAUGCUAUUGUAUUGUAAAUGUUUCUCUCAGGUUUGUCUUCCUAUCAUAUUUGAUAUUCCAUGAAUAAUUGAGUUCAGCCCUAUGUAGGUUAAGAUCAUAAAAUGUGGAACAAAUGGAAUUGUAUGUGCUUUCAAAGGGUGAUAUUUAUAAGAAAGUGUCCUAAAAAUGAUUUGUUCGGAGUGAGGAAUUUUAGAAUGAUAGGAAGUCUCUCGAGUUUAGCCUUCAUGCAAUUUUGUAGAUUCGAACAUAAAAUUUGUCCAGAAUUUAAAGAUUUAGAUGCCUUCCUAAAUUGUUACAAUGCUUUACCAAAUCUGUGACUCCUACAUAACACAAACCAGUGGUCAAAUGUAAAACAGUAUAUUGUAGAUUCACUGUAGGUUUUCAACCUUUUUUAGAUUUAUGCACGUGGACAUUUUUAUAAUGUAAUUACAACCACCACAAAAUUAGCUUUUUAAAUUGCAGACAGUAAUGCAUGUCAAACUAAUAUGUAGUGGCCUUUUCAAGGCCUAGUCCCAGGGAAAACAUUUUGUAGAGUAUAGGGGAGCGGGAGGAAGGGAAGGAAUAAUUUUUUAUUUAAAGUUAAUUUCUGCACUAUCUUUGUUCUCAGUUAUCUGCAUGAAUAAUAAUGAGGAAUAUUUUGUGACUUUAAUUCGUAAAUAUGUUAACAGCACCAAGUACUUAAUCUUUUACAUCAUGUCUUCAGCUAUUUGUAUUUUCACUUGAGUAAGUUCAGUGGUCUGAAACAUGAUUCUGAGCUUCACAUGAAUUACAUCUUAGUGUGGAACUCAAAAGUUCCAUCCCUGAAUUUGGCUGUUAUUACCUAGGCGCCCUGCAGUUAUACAGGUGUUCAGGUACACAUUCCUGACUACAAAGCUGCUUUUGAACCUUGUUAUGUUGAAAUACUAGAAAAGUAACAAUGACGGCAGCAAAUUAAGGUCACAGAAAUCAUUAGAUAAAGGGAAAACAACGAGGGGGUUCCUGCAUAAUUUUCUUUUAAUAAAUAAAGUGAGACUUAGGUGGUGGAAAGAAGGAACUAGAUACUCUACUUACCACCAUGUGUGUGCGUGCGUGCGUGUUUGUGUGGGCACUCACGUGUGUGUAUGUUAUCCACUCCCUUUUCUUUGAAACUUCUAAGAUUACAAUAGGGGAGAAAUCCUGUAUGUUGCAAUGAUAGAAUUUUUUGAAAUUUUAGGAAAUCACAGUUCUCCAGGCUCUCCAUCUUGAUUUAUGCUUGAGUUAUUAUGUGCCAUAUUUGCUUUGAAACCUUUGAUUAUCAGUAGUUUUACUAAAAUUUUGAAGAAAUAAUCCACUUUCGUCUGCUUUCUAGAUUUUCUUAAUCUAAGUUCAUAAGACAGAACUUGUUGAUAGCGUAGUCUUGUAAGUGCUGCAAGUUUGCAGCCAUUACCACUUCAAAGAGGUUUGAAUGAGGGAAUGUUUUUCCCUUGUUAAAAGAGUUCCUGUUUCCGUAGAAACUUCAUUUUUAGAUCUGUGAUGGAUGAGCUAUCAUAAUUCAAGUAUACAGUUCUUUUUUUCUAUCAACUCUUCAUUGUCAUCCAAUAGUGAAGACAUUACAGAUGCAGCGAGCUUAUGAAGUACUACUUUCUAAAAGAAAUAGGAGGCAUUUUCAUCUUUACUAUUGUACUUUUGGUUAUGCAAACACUUUGAUGAUACCAGUGUUUAUGUCCCCCAUAAAUCUGGUCAGAAAUCACUUUUGAUUUUGUUGAUUAAGUUAAACAGUCUAUAGUAGGAUAGAGUACUGGGUACAAGUGGUCCAAAGUAAGAUAAAAGACUACGGUAAAAAUGCUAGAUCUUAAAAAAGAAACUGGUUUAUGCACUAAACGUUUUGUGCCUUGGUCUAAUAUUAACAUGAUGUCUGUGUAAAAUGACAAAAAGAACCAGUGUUGAAUCACGUUUUAUUUCCUGUCGUUCUGCAUUAUCCCAGAUUGCUAAAUGUGUUCUUUCCAAGAAGUUUGAUUGAAUUCCUGUAUACAUUUGCUGUCCUAUGUGACAGUUUUGUCAUUGUUAGAGAUUUCAGUAAUUACAAUGGGAAACAGAAGCUUAGGUUAUUUUCCUUAUCAAAACUAUGUUCCCUGGAGCCACAAUAUUAUGAUGGUUUUCGUGCUCUUGUACAUUGGAUGUCUUAAGCUGAGUGCAGUUUAAGGGAUCCUUUCUAAUUACAGGAAGGUACUUCUUUCCUUCAACACUGUGAUCUGACCUGUGACAAAUCUGUACUAUACACUAUGUAAAUGGCUAACAAGUCAAUUGCAAACCAACUGAAUGUACAAAUCUUAGUGCUGGUGCUGAAAUCUCUUCAGAAUAGUCAUCAUGAUCUCAAAAGUUCGUUUCAAAAUUUGCAAGCAUCAAGUGUCAAUCAAAACUGAAGAUGAAACACUAAUGAAUGUUGAAUUCUCAUGCUUUAGGUGUACUUCCUUAUUAGAGUUUUUGGUUCUCUGCUAUUUUUACCGUACUGUUUCAUUUAACUUUCCUACAUGCUAACUUCGUUUGUGCGAUUGAAAUAAAAUUGCAGUAUAUACGUGUUGCUUGUUUGUGACACUUAGAUAAUCUUCUGCCAUAAUUUGUUGGUUCUAAAAUAAGUUGUAUUGAAUGUAGAAAACACUCUUUAAAGUCCGUGACUUCACUUCUUAAAGUUUACAUACCAACACUACAAAGAUUUCAUAAGUCAUAAAUACUAAGUAAUGUAUACAAAGGGAAUAUGUGGUAAUGUAUCUAUCUACUUUUUGCUUGAAAUAGCUAUUGGGUGUUCCCUGUGUGUUCUUAUUUUCUCUCGGCCCAGCUUGGUACAGUGUCUUACAGUCAAGGGAGUGAUAAAUGUUUAAGUUUACUCCAUUUUGUUUUACAGCGUAGAUACGUUAAACUAAUUUAUGCAGUUAAAAUCUUCCUUUAUAUAGUUUGCAGUGUAAAGGAUAUUGUAAGGGCCUUACCAAGUACUGAGUUUUAAAUAUAGUGAAAUCUGUAUCUAUAGUGUUUGUUUAUACAGUAGUGUUUGUUUAUAUAGUGUUUGUUUAUAUGUAGUUCUUGAAACCCACAUAUAAGCAGCAGUACGUUUUAUCUGACUCUUACAAAGUACUGAUUUUGAGUUCGCUUUAAAAUUCGAAUGUCUUCAUUAGAAGUACAA
Lagenorhynchus albirostris (white-beaked dolphin) is the source of this 6551-nucleotide messenger RNA. RefSeq names its product ENAH actin regulator (gene ENAH). The record is from RefSeq and is a predicted model, not a curated record. Gene Ontology annotation, biological process: axon guidance; actin polymerization-dependent cell motility; actin polymerization or depolymerization. The transcript is spliced from 16 exons. Gene Ontology annotation, molecular function: SH3 domain binding; profilin binding. NCBI's taxonomy places the organism in Eukaryota, Metazoa, Chordata, Mammalia, Artiodactyla, Delphinidae. The coding region runs from base 457 to 2973 and encodes 838 amino acids.